Molecule: messenger RNA, 2961 nt
Organism: Paralichthys olivaceus (Japanese flounder)
Lineage: Eukaryota; Metazoa; Chordata; Actinopteri; Pleuronectiformes; Paralichthyidae
Source: RefSeq, a predicted model, not a curated record
CGAGAAAAGAAAAAUAGAGGCAGGAUGCCGCACUUUCAAAGAGGUAUGGACAAAUGACCGACCAGUGGAAGACUAAGCAUUGUGCCCACUUUCCAAGGAGGGAACCAGUUGCAGUUAUGGAAAAGAACUGACUCAGGCAAAGACCCCACCCAAAACUGAGCGAUGAGAAAUAAAUAAAAUGCAACUCUCUAUCCUGACCUGGAGAACCAGCUGCAAGCAGCAUCAUCAUUGCCACCAUCUCAGACGUCUCCUCAAAGAGAAGCAGGUCCAUCCAUCAUAUAAAUAGGCCAGCUGUCUCCCAGUCCCCCCCCCCCCCCGCAAUGGAUCCGCUGAACUGCUCAACUCCGAGAGAAACCCUGGAGCAGGUUUCCGUCUUGCUGGGCUGCAGUCCGACCUCUGCAGAAGUGGCGUCAUACCUCGACAAACAUGACAAACUGAGGCAUCUCAGAGAGAAUUUCCUGGUGCCCAAAAUUGCAGACUUGCCUCCUUCUGAUCUCUCUCUGGUCGAUGGCAGCAACGAGUGCAUCUACCUGGUGGGGAACUCGUUGGGGCUUCAGCCCAAAAUGACCCGGAAAUAUCUGGAAGAGGAGCUGGACAAGUGGGCGAAAAUGGGUGCUCAUGGUCACACAGAGGGCUCUCGACCUUGGGCGUGGGCUGAGAACAACAUCGAGGCAGUCAUGGCUCAUAUUGUUGGAGCUAAACCUGAAGAGGUGGCGCUGAUGAACGGCCUGACGGUGAAUUUACAUCUUCUAAUGCUCUCCUUCUACAAACCCACAGCAGCUCGACACAAAAUCCUCCUGGAAGACAAAGCUUUUCCUUCAGACCACUACGCUGUGGAGUCUCAGAUCAGGCUGCGAGGAUUCGACCCUCAGCAGAGCAUGCUGCAGCUGUCACCCAGACCGGGGGAAGAGACUCUGAGAACAGAGGACAUCCUGCAGCUGAUUGAGAAGGAGGGCGACUCCAUCGCCAUGGUGAUGUUCAGCGGAGUUCAGUAUUACACGGGUCAGCUGUUCAACAUGGCCGCCAUCACUGAGGCUGGACAGAGGAAGGGCUGUUUUGUAGGUUUCGACUGCGCCCACGCUGUCGGGAACGCCGAGUUAAAGCUGCACGACUGGGGAGUCGACUUUGCCUGCUGGUGCUCCUACAAGUAUCUGAACUCAGGCGCUGGAGGCCUCGGAGGAGCGUUUGUCCACGAGAAACACAAAGACACCAUCAAACCAGCGCUGUUGGGAUGGUGGGGGCAUGACCUGAAGACUCGGUUCAAGAUGAAUAACGUGUUGGAGCUGCAGCCUGGUGUGAGCGGCUUCAGACUCUCCAACCAGCCCAUCCUGCUGGUCUGCCCCCUGCAGGCCAGUCUGCAGGUGUUUAACAUGACCAGCAUGCAGGAGUUACGCAGGAAGUCCCUCCUCCUGACAGGUUACCUGGAGUAUCUCAUCCAACAGUUCUACACUGAAGACUCCAAGCAGCCCAGGAAACCGCACGUCCGCAUCAUCACGCCCUCCGACCCUCUGCAGAGAGGCUGCCAGCUCUCACUCUCCUUCUCUGUCCCCAUCAGGAAGGUUUUCCAGGAGCUGGAGAAGAGAGGAGUCGCAUGUGACAUGAGGGAGCCCAGCGUGCUGCGGAUCGCGCCGGUGCCGCUCUACAACACCUUCAGUGACGUUCACACCUUCAUACAAACACUGGGAGCUGCGCUCGCAGCCGAUGAAUGAAGAGGGCUGGACUGCUGCAAAGCCACAGAGGUAUAAGAAGAUGUAAAGAAAAACUGGACCUAUUUUUAAAAUUUGUCUGUAAAUGAGUAAAUGUCUAUUUCAAGUACAUAUUGCUAUAUUUAAAAAGACAAACAUGGCACCAUUAAUCACUGUUUGAUGAUAUAGAGCAGGAAAUUUGGCUGAAACGUGGCAAUUUAAAACAAUGUGAAAUUUGCAAAACGAUGGAAGACGUGUCUCCAUCUUCUGCGGUUUAACAAAAAUCAAGCUAAAAUAUCACGUAUUCAGUUUCCACCACUUCACACAAAUAAAACCAAACUUAUCAGAACCACUAACCUUUGGAGAACGUCAGUGUGAGAACCACCUGAAAUGACACAGACCAUUUUUGACAAACAUUUCCUGAACGUGUACGUUGACUUUUGUUUUUAGUGCGAUGUCUGUUGAGGAUUUGACCUUAAAGUAAUUGAGCAAGUAAAGAGUUGUUCACCUGUUUAUUCCAUUUUUAAUUAUAUUCAACAUAUCUAGCAUAUCUCAGACUCAACACUACAUUUUAACGGGACCUUAACAAUACGUGAGGUGAAGAUGAACAGCUGUCAUGUCGUCCAUCUCAAUGUACAGUGUGAGCAUACACUGUACAUUGAGAUGGACAACAUGAUACCAAAGUGUCUCGAUCACCCCCUGGUGGCUGGGACAUGGACUACAAAGUCAAUGUACACACAGAGAACAUCUUUGAGCAAAAUGAAUUCAGUCAUUUGAAGUGGUUCUUAUCACACUGAAGUGUGAGGACAGUCGACUGAGACUCACGUUAGCUGAGAGCGUGGUAGGGUCUCUCCACAGCGCCUCCAAGUUUGCAAGACGGCAGCGUUUGUAUUCACAAUCUUUUGGCUUCAUUUCUGGAUAGAGAGCGGAAGUGGAGACAUGUCAACUAUCACAGUCUGUGGUUUGAAAUCACACUAUGCUCACGUCUCACUAAAAAAUAAAUUCCUUUGAAAAGGACGUAUUCUCUGCAUCAUUAGUCAGAACAUAUUACAUUACAUGUCAUUCAGCAGAUGCUUUUAGCCAAAGCGACUUCAAUUGCAUUCAACAUUUACUGAGCAUAUUUUCACGCAUGUAUAAACAAAAAAUAUUCAGCAUUUGUUCCAACUUUCAAGCACAUAUAAUUCUCUAAAGACAACUUGAUGCCUCGGUUAAAGAUCUUGAGUUUUACAUGUCCAAAUUAUUUCAACAAAAAUUAAAACAAAAGCUCUGACAAUUC